Durusdinium trenchii is the source of this 540-nucleotide messenger RNA. The record is from the annotation of a GenBank genome assembly. NCBI's taxonomy places the organism in Eukaryota, Dinophyceae, Suessiales, Symbiodiniaceae.
AUGGAGUUUCACCUUCGUGUGCCGCCGGAGAGGUGGUGCAUCACGAAAGCCGAGUUUUUCGCCUUCAUCGCAGAUGUGCGCGAGAUUUGGGAGCGCGAGAGGGGCACCUUACCAGGCGCAUACUUUCGCUUGAGCCCUGCCUCAACGGCAACAACCAUCCGUUCUCGAAUGAGAACUUUGACUGGUUUGGCCGAGGAGGUAGAUGGGCCAAACUUGUACCAAGUGAAUGACCACUAUGUGAAGCCCCUGACACUGGCUGCUGGGGGAAUGAGCUACGCACUGAUGAAGCAUCCUGAAGGACUAUUGUGCCAAGUCUUCAUCUCUCAUGCCUGGGCAGAAGGUAUUUUCGAGCUAGGUGAUCAGGUCAAACGAGCGUGGCCGCGGCUUCAACUUUUGCGCAAUCUGUAUUGCUGCUUGCUGGCCAACCCACAGAAUCUUGACAUGAGAACCUGGCUGAACGUACCCCCCCGAGCAAAGCCCCUUUGCUCGGGCAAUGCAAAGCGCUUCCCAUGUAUUGAUCAUCCCAAACAGCACUGUUAG